UUUUUCGGGGGUAGGGUUUUGGGGACAGAAUAUUCGGCCGUGGUAUAAAAUCGAUUCCCUACCCGCUCUGGAGCCACAGUUCGCAAACAGUCCUAGUCCGAGUUCGAUCAGCUAGGAGGUUUUCGGGACCACCCUUUUUAACCCCACCCGCGCACUCAAUAGUUAUCGGUGUUAUUAUUAAUCGUUUUCGAUUGUAGCAGAGCAGUGAUAAAGGGUUGUUACAUAAUGAGAGUCUUUGUGCUAGGGUCCGUGUUGCUGUGGGCUUCUGUUUGUUCCGGUUCUCAUCACGCCGUGUCAUCCCAAUAUCAGGCCCACGAUGGCAUCGGUGGUUAUUCGUACGGUUAUUCCGACCCAAACUCACAGAAACAUGAAUCCAAGGAUGCUCAUGGAGUGACCCACGGAGGCUAUUCUUACAUCGAUGGUAGUGGUCAUCUUCAGACGGUGAAAUACACCGCCGAUCCAAUCCACGGCUUCCAGGUCGCGGCCACAAAUCUACCGAAGGGUCCCGCUCCAGCCGUGAUUUCCGUUCCUGCUCAUUACGCUGGCCCGUGGGCUUAUUCACAUCAUGCUGCUAUAGGGUACAACGGAGCUCCUCUGGAAACACCAGAGGUUCAGGCUGCCAAGGCCAAACACUUCGCUGCCCAUGCGGAAGCCAACGCUAGACUGCACAAGCGAUCGCUCUAUGCCGCUCCGUGGGGUUAUGUCCCAGCUGAUACCCCUGAAGUUGCUGCUGCCAAGGCCGCCCAUUUGGCUGCCCAUGCCGCUGCCAAGGCUGGUCAUUAUGGCCCAGCUCCAGUGAACCACUGGGACCAUCAGGCUCCAGCUCACAAGGUUUGGUACGGUCCCAUCCACAUUCCUGUGAUCCACAAGGGUGUACCAGUUGAAACCCCGGAAGUGCAACACGCUAAGGCUGCUCACGCUGCCGCCCACGCUAAGCUCCACGGAUACGCUCCGAUCCACGACUAUCACCAAGGUCAUGCGUAUGGUGCUUGGCAUGGACCACAACACAUCCCGGUGAUCAAGGGUGGAGUUCCUGUCGAAACCCCAGAGGUGCAGCAUGCCAAGGUGGCUCACGCAGCAGCCCACGCUGAGGUCCAUGGAUACGCCCCGAUCCACGACUAUCACCAAAGUCACACGUACGGCGCUUGGCACGGUCCUCAGCACGUUCCAGUGAUAAAGGGUGGAGUCCCAGUGGAAACUCCAGAGGUUCAGCACGCUAAGGCUGCCCACCUCAACGCCCUGGCCCUGGCCAGUGCCCACUCCGGACCACAUGGACACGAGGAUGACGGUUCGUACAAACCCCAGUGGGACCACAAAAAUUACCAGUAAUCUGAGAGACUCAUUCACAUUGUGCCUUCGUGGGGAAUUCGUUCACCCCACUCACCCAAAUGCCAAACCAACUUAGGAGCUAAAUAGAGUACACGCGAUCAACACGGUCCACUAGCCGGACUCCCACUUCCAGAAACUAUUGAGUGCUUUAGCAAAUCUUCAGCCGACUGUCGCCGAGAGAAGAAUUUUCCCCCCAAUCGAUGGGACUAGCUUCACUAGAUUCACUGUCUACUAGAGUUACUACUUUUGCUCAAAAAACUGAUCGAAUACCCUAGCUUCGAAUGCCUUCGAACGAACUGAAGUUAAUUGCUCACUACGUUGAAUGUCUGUGUAAAUAAUCGAAUUCUGC
Molecule: messenger RNA, 1678 nt
Organism: Toxorhynchites rutilus septentrionalis
Lineage: Eukaryota; Metazoa; Arthropoda; Insecta; Diptera; Culicidae
Product: pupal cuticle protein-like
Exons: 2
Coding region: 226-1329 (367 amino acids)
Cellular component (GO): chitin-based extracellular matrix
Molecular function (GO): structural constituent of chitin-based larval cuticle
Source: RefSeq, a predicted model, not a curated record